AUCGGUUGCGUUGUUCGGGCGAGCCGACGACGAGACCGUUGGUGUCUGGAAAAUUGUCUCGUGGGUUCGGAACAAACGCUAGUCCUUCUGUUGAUUUGGUUCGUACGAAAUAUAUAAAAAAAUUACGUCCCGAACUACGUUGCGGUUGACUGUCCGAAAUUAGCCGGUGAGUUCUGUUAACUAGCUGUUUUUGCGCCCUUUGUGUGUCUGGCGUGUGGAGGGAGUCUUUCGGCACGAAGAAUGGCCGCCGCUGAGGUGAAUGGCAGCUCUGCUGUUACAAAGGAGGAAGAAGAACCCAUGGAUGUGACGACAACACAUACGGAAAACUACCAAACUCUCCUUGAUGCUGGGCUCCCCCAGAAAGUGGCUGAAAGUUUAGAUAAUAUCUUCCAGACAGGGUUGGUGGCAUAUGCUGACCUGGAUGAAAGGGCUAUUGAUGCGCUACGAGAAUUCAACGAAGAGGGAGCACUUACUGUGCUGCAGCAGUUUAAAGAAAGCGACUUAUCCCAUGUUCAGAAUAAAAGUGCUUUCCUUUGUGGAGUCAUGAAGACAUAUAGGCAGCGUGAAAAACAAGGAAGCAAGGUCCAAGAGUCAACUAAGGGUCCAGAUGAAUCUAAAAUCAAGGCUUUGUUGGAGCGGACAGGCUACACCCUGGAUGUUACUACGGGACAGAGGAAGUACGGAGGUCCUCCCCCUGAGAGUGUGUUCACAGGAUCGCAACCGGGGAUUGGAACUGAGGUGUUUGUUGGAAAAAUCCCCAGGGAUUUAUAUGAAGAUGAGCUUGUGCCACUCUUUGAGUCUGCUGGUCCCAUCUGGGACCUGAGGUUAAUGAUGGACCCUCUGUCUGGUCAGAACAGGGGUUAUGCUUUCAUAACUUACUGCAACAAGGAUGACGCACAAAAGGCUGUGAAGCUUUGCGAUAAUCAUGAAAUCCGCCCUGGAAAGUACUUGGGAGUGUGUAUAUCUGUUGCAAACAAUCGCCUGUUUGUUGGAUCGAUUCCAAAGAAUAAGACCAGAGACAGUAUAUUAGAAGACUUUGGCAAAGUUACAGAGGGACUGCAGGAUGUGAUUUUGUAUCACCAGCCAGAUGACAAGAAGAAAAACCGUGGCUUCUGUUUCCUUGAGUAUGAGGAUCACAAGUCUGCAGCUCAGGCCCGCCGCCGCCUAAUGAGUGGCAAGGUCAAAGUUUGGGGAAACCCAGUUACAGUGGAGUGGGCUGACCCCGUCGCAGAGCCUGACCCAGAGGUCAUGGCAAAGGUUAAAGUGCUCUUUGUGAGAAAGUUGGCCACGUCUGUCACUGAGGAGCUGCUUGAGAAAACGUUUUCUCAGUUUGGGAAAUUAGAACGAGUGAAAAAGCUGAAAGAUUACGCAUUUGUCCAUUUUGAAGAUAGGGAUGCUGCUGUAAAGGCUAUGGAAGAGAUGAACGGUAAAGAACUUGGAGGAGAGGAAAUCGAGAUAGUCUUGGCAAAGCCACCAGAUAAGAAGAGAAAAGAGCGUCAGGCAGCUCGCCAGACUCCCAGGGGUGGCGGGUAUGAUGAUUACUACUACUACCCACCUCCUCGCAUGCCACCACCUGGCCGAGGAAGGGGCCGUGGUGGCAGGGGGGGCUAUGCUUAUCCUCCUGAUUACUAUGGCUAUGAGGACUACUAUGAUGACUACUAUGGCUAUGACUAUCAUGACUAUCGUGGUGGCUAUGAGGACCCUUACUAUGGCUACGAAGAUAUGUACAGCAUGAGAAGCCGUGGUACCCGCCCCAGUAGGGGUGGGCCUCCUCCACCAAGGGCUCGUGGGGCUCCUCCAACACGAGGUCGUGGAGGUUUCGCUCAAAGAGGGCCACCUAUCGGUGGUCCUCGUGGGGCACGAGGAGGACGGGGAGUACCUUUCCAGCCUCAGAGGGGCCGUGGUCCUCGCGGUGCCAGAGGUAAUCGCGGGGGCAACGUUGGCGGAAAGAGGAAGGCCGACGUAUUUAACCAGCCUGACUCCAAGCGCCGCCAGACCAACAACCAACAGAACUGGGGGUCCCAGCCCAUCGCCCAGCAGCCCCUGCAGCAAGGGGCCGACUAUUCCGGUAACUAUGGUUACAGUAAUGACACCCUGGAGUUUUCACAGGAUUCUUAUGGGCAACAGUGGAAGUAGAUGCACCUAAAGGUAUUUGGCAACAACACAAAAAAAAGAGGAAAACAACAAAAGAAAAAAAAAAGGAGAUUGGCCACGAUUUUUGAUUGACUUUUUAUUCUUCUUAUUCUUCAUCCCUCAUGAAAAAUAUCUGUAUAUACAUAUAUCACAGAAAAAUGGACAGACUGCAGAAUUGGCUCAAGACGAUUGGCUGGAAAUCCUUUUGGCUGAAGAAAUGAACGUAACCGUUGUGGUCAUUUCUCACUCCUGCGGUUACAUUGGGACACAUCUUUAAAAAAUCAGUACAAUUUUAUUGUAAAGUUUUGUUCCUGGUUGUUUUAAAGCCAACAAUGAACACUGA
Molecule: messenger RNA, 2476 nt
Organism: Cyprinodon variegatus (sheepshead minnow)
Lineage: Eukaryota; Metazoa; Chordata; Actinopteri; Cyprinodontiformes; Cyprinodontidae
Gene: hnrnpr
Product: heterogeneous nuclear ribonucleoprotein R
Exons: 11
Coding region: 241-2136 (631 amino acids)
Cellular component (GO): nucleus; ribonucleoprotein complex
Molecular function (GO): mRNA binding
Source: RefSeq, a predicted model, not a curated record